Molecule: messenger RNA, 2916 nt
Organism: Pogonomyrmex barbatus (red harvester ant)
Lineage: Eukaryota; Metazoa; Arthropoda; Insecta; Hymenoptera; Formicidae
Product: protein Star
Biological process (GO): endoplasmic reticulum to Golgi vesicle-mediated transport; endosomal transport
Cellular component (GO): Golgi apparatus; endoplasmic reticulum membrane; late endosome membrane
Source: RefSeq, a predicted model, not a curated record
AGAUCUUUGCGUUGCAGCGCGUCUCUCGGAGGGGGAGAGGAGCGGAACGGGCACGGGAACGAUCUGACACGAGACGCGACCCAAUACAACACCAACGACGGCGACGACACAACACAACGACAACACGUCGAAGGUCGAGCCCACGUGACACACGGCGUUAGCCGGCGCUGCCAAAUAUUGUGGCCACGCGAGACGCGACGUUUGCGAAGCUGAUUCGCGCGUAUCAGCGUGCCGUGUAUCGCAUUGUGGAGAGUGACGACAACGUUAUCGGUGCAAGAAAAAGUCGCGAUCUCUGGUCCCCGAACUCGACUCGCGCGCGCGCGCGCGAGGGAUGACGUGCGCUCUCACACGUGAGCGAGAAACGUCGUCGACGGUGGUGAAUGUCGCAGGCAGACGAGGGUACCUAAAUGGUCCCCGAGUUUCGAUAAGGAACGUUACGAGUCGAACGCCCGAGCGGAAGCCCGAUGGAAGCGAAAAUGGCUCCUGCAGGAGUACCUUCAUCAAAUGGAAAUCUGCCACCGCCUGUUGGACCCACCCUUACCGGCACGUCGUUUGCCAGUUAUAAAAGAACCUGGUGGAGGAGAGUGGCACCCUGCUUGGCCUUUCUUGCUGCCUUUAGCACCGCCAUGGCUUUGCUCCUUGUCUGGAGUGAGGCCGCAGCUCUGAGGAGACAGGCGUUCGACGCGAACAUGACCAGGGACUAUGUGCUCGAUAGCGUCUCGAUGGACAAUCCGCAAUUGGUCGCGUACAUACGGCAGGUGCAUUUGAAGCCAACGACUCAUCAGGACCCGUUGAACGCCAAUCAGACGUCGGAGGAGAAGUACGUGGCUACCUUGUCGCAAGGAAAACGCGAGGGCAUCUACGCGGAGUACAUCAGCAGGAUAGGUGCGAUUUCCAGUACCGCUUGGCUAGAGUCCAAUUUGAGCUGGCGUGGUGUUUUGAUACUCACCGAGCCCAAGAGCUUCUUCGAGGCACAGCGAAGCAGUAGACAUUCACGGUCGAGAGUACUGCACGCCUGUCUCAGCACAGACAAGGAUACCAAAGAGAUCAAGUACCACCAGGAGUCGGAGGUUCAGGUCACCAAACUAGGCGAUGGUCCUAAUAGCCUCGUGUCGUCGGACGACGGUUUUCCUACCACUAGGCUCAAGUGCUUUCCACUUUAUAGCGUGCUGCUGGCGUACAACGCCACGAUCUUAGAUUAUCUAAGUCUGGACAGUCCCGAUGCUCCCGAUGGCCAAGUACUCGACACCAUCCCAUGGGACAUCAUAAGAAUAUCUAUACUGUCGAUACGUUGGAAUCCCCAUCACAGUGAGGCAGAGACAAAGAGCUUCAUCGACAAGAUGGCCAGCCGGAGGUACAAGCUCGUACACACAACAGACACCGGAAAGUCGAUUUUCCUGUACGAUACUCUACAUAAGAUUUGAUCCUUGACUCAGGUUUAUAGACUGGUCUGCGUCCGUUUCGCAGGAUAUACAAAAUAAUUUAAGCGACUUGAGAUAUACAUAUUAAUCCUACCCAUCGCGCUUUUCGUUCGUUCUUAAUAUUUUAUUUUGUCACAAUAUUUCUUUUUCGAUCAGAAUCGCGAUCUCGUGCAAAGGAUGAUUCUAUUCGUUGCAAUAUAUCGAGAACGCCGAAAAUAAUCGAUCGUGAAGUUCGUUUUUUGCCGAGUUUGUUAUUGGCCUCGUGCCUCUGACAUUCCAAAGAUGAAGUUUGCCUCCGCGAUUUAUGGAAUAUAUUUACCCGCUAUAACGAGCUAAUAACAAUCCACGAUCGAAUCUCGAUAGAUUCGCGAAUUCAAGAAUUUGGGUUUGAACUACUUACAAGUGCUACGAUUGUAUUUUGAGUGACUCAACAAUUUGAAAAAUUAAGAGUCAAAAUUAUAAUUGAAAAUUUAGACUUUUCUUUUCUCAAAUGCUCAAGAUCUCAAAUUAAAUUAAUAAUAAGAUUAAAAUUGAGCUAAAUUCAAAUCCAAGUUGAAAGCACUGGAAUCAAACUUCGAGGAGUUCCAAGUCACAAUUUCAACUUGUAAUUUGAGUUUGAAAAAUGUUUUGAGCAACGAGUAUCUCAUGCGAUUUCAAAUUGCGUAAGGUGUCUAAACAUUUUUUGCAGCUUUUAUACAUGGUUUCUUCGCAAAAUAUUCCUUUAGCCUCAAAUUAUAAUCACUGUGGACAUGAGAAAUCGAGGAGGAUUCAGAUUAUUUCUCGGCAUUCCCGAUAUAUAUUCCCGCGUAUCGAACGCGGCGGACAAUUGAUGCAAAAUGCAAAGAUUUUUUUCACAUCGAUGCGAGCAAAAUAUGGUGGCAUUCAAAAAAAACGCACGUAUAUUUUGCGGUCGUACAUGGCAGAAACAUGCGUUGUGAGUCCUUAAAUCUUUCGAACACGACUCCCCGCGUCUUACAUUUGUGUCUUAUCGCGAGACGUGCCGCGAUCUCUCACUUUACUUUCGGCUGUAGUUUACGCGGAUCGAUGAUCAUCAGUGAGUCGGACGGUGUGUUCUUUUAAUUUUUCUAUUCGUACAAAUGACGCGUAUGAUAAAGACUGAGAAAGUCCCGCGAAAACGCAGGGCUGCUCGCCGGCUCUCUUCCGCGACUCGUUUUCUUUGCGAUAGAAUUUCGACUUUGACUUCCAAAUCGUGCGGCACCGUUACAUAAUACUCUGUUUAUUUUCGUACAUAUCGUAUACGCGAAUGAUCAACGAAUGAUUCACGCCAGUGAUUAAUAAAAAUAAUUAUCUAAGUACUUAUUAAAAAUAAAAGAAAUGUCCAGAUGGUAGUCUUCAGCAUCAGACUAAUCUUCGACAUUUCGAAAAGAUUCACAUGCGUACAUUUAACGUUUUCUGUUAAUUCCUACUUGACACUCCAUGCCGUGAAUAUUAUCGAAUGAUUUUCAUUGAUUUGUAAAUACAUAUGUUUGUGAAU